This is a messenger RNA of Apodemus sylvaticus (European woodmouse), 2514 nucleotides long. It is a transcript of the gene Tnfrsf11a, whose product is annotated as TNF receptor superfamily member 11a. Bases 62 to 1960 code for a protein of 632 amino acids. The transcript is spliced from 10 exons. NCBI's taxonomy places the organism in Eukaryota, Metazoa, Chordata, Mammalia, Rodentia, Muridae. Gene Ontology annotation, biological process: lymph node development; response to interleukin-1; mammary gland alveolus development. Gene Ontology annotation, molecular function: tumor necrosis factor receptor activity; cytokine binding. Gene Ontology annotation, cellular component: external side of plasma membrane. The record is from RefSeq and is a predicted model, not a curated record.
GGAGGGCGGUGGCGAACGCGGGUCCACAGAGGCCGAGCGCCCAGCCCGCCCGCACCGCGCCAUGGCCCCGCGCGCCCGGCGGCGCCGCCAGCUGCCCGCGCCGCUGCGGGCGCUCUGCGUGCUGCUCGUCACACUGCAGGUGACCCUCCAGGUCACUCCUCCGUGCACCCAGGAGAGGCACUAUGAGCAUCUCGGACGGUGCUGCAGCAGAUGCGAACCAGGAAAGUACCUGUCUUCUAAGUGCACUCCUACCUCCGACAGUGUGUGUUUGCCCUGUGGCCCAGAUGAGUACUUGGAUUCCUGGAAUGAAGAAGAUAAAUGUUUGCUGCAUAAAGUCUGUGAUGCAGGCAAGGCCCUGGUGGCGGUGGACCCUGGAAACCACACGGCCCCGCGUCGCUGUGCCUGCACGGCCGGCUACCACUGGAAUGGAGACUGCGAGUGUUGCCGCAGGAACACGGAGUGCGCACCUGGAUUCGGAGCUCAGCAUCCCUUGCAGCUCAACAAGGAUACGGUGUGCACACCCUGCCUCCUAGGCUUCUUCUCAGAUGUCUUUUCAUCUACAGACAAAUGCAAACCUUGGACCAACUGCACUCUCCUUGGAAAGAUAGAAGCACACCAAGGGACGACAGAAUCAGAUGUGGUCUGCAGCUCUUCCCUGACAUUGAGAAGACCACCCAAGGAGGUCCACGUUUACUUGCCCAGUCUCAUCGUUCUGGUCCUCUUCAUCUCUAUGGUCGUAGUGGCUGCCAUCGUCUUCGGCGUUUACUACAGGAAGGGAGGGAAAGUGCUGACAGCUAACUUGUGGAACUGGGUCAAUGAUGCUUGCGGCAGUCUAAGUGGACAUAAGGAGUCCUCAGGGGACCGCUGUGUUGGUUCCCACUCGGCAACCUCCAGUCAGCAAGAAGUGUGUGAAGGCAUCUUACUAAUGACUCGGGAGGAGAAGAUGGUCCCAGAAGACGGCGCUGGCGUUUGUGGGCCUGUGUGUGUGUCAGGUGGGCCCUGGGCAGAAGGCAGAGAUGCUAGGACGUUCACCUUGGUCAGCGAGGUUGAGAUGCAGGGGGACCUCGCAAGGAAGAUUCCCACAGAGGAUGAGUACACAGACCGGCCGUCGCAGCCAUCUUCGAAUGGUUCGCUGUUCCUAAUCCAGCCUGGAAGCAAAGCUACGCCUCUGUUCCGGGAGCCCCUGGAGGUCGGGGAGAAUGACAGCUUGAGCCAGUGUUUCACGGGCACUGAAAGCAUGGUGGAUUCUGAAGGCUGCGACUUCACUGAGCCUCCAAGCAGAACUAAUGACAUGCCUGUGUCCCCUGAAAAGCACCCGACAAAAGAAAUAGAGGGUGACAGUUGCCUUCCCUGGGUGGUCGGCUCCAGCUCAGCAGAUGGAUACACAGGCAGCGGGAACACUCCUGGGGAGGACCACGAACCGUUUCCCGGGUCCCUGAAAUGUGGACCAUUGCCCCAGUGUGGCUACAGCAUGGGCCUUCCCAGUGACGGGGCAGCCAGCAUGGCAGAACCUGGAGUGCGGUCCCAGGACAGGGCUGAUGCGAAGCUUCCGAGCUCAGAGAGGGGAGCCUCAGGGUCUGGGAGCUCCCCCAGUGACCAGCCACCUGCCUCUGGGAACGUGACGGGAAACAGUAAUUCCACGUUCAUCUCCAGCGGGCAGGUGAUGAACUUCAAGGGUGACAUCAUCGUGGUGUACGUCAGCCAGACCUCGCAGGAGGGCCCGGGGCCCGCCGAGCCGGAGCCGGAGCCCGUGGGCCGCCCGGUGCAGGAGGAGACGCUGGCACGCAGAGACUCCUUUGCGGGCACCGCGCCGCGCUUCCCCGACGCCUGCGCCACCGGGGCUGGGCUGCAGGAGCAGGGGGCACCCGGGCAGAAGGAUGGGGCAUCGCGGCCGGUGCAGGAGCAGGGUGGGGCGCACGCCUCACUCCAUACUCAAGGGUCCGGACAUUGUGCAGAAUGACAGCACCUUUUCUGCCUGCCCUGGGUGCAGGGCGCCAGUGGCUUUCCAAGAACCCGUUCCAUGCCGCUGCGCACCUCCUCACAGGUGCAGGCUGCUGGCGUGGCGGCAGGGCGGUGGAGUCCACCUCGCACUCCCUCCACAGCCCCUCUCCUCUGCCUCCUACCACCUGGCAUCAUUCAGUUUGGCCUUUUUUGCAACGUUGGUGUCUGGCAUUAUUGAGAUCUGUAUCACCCACCCCCAUAUUUAUUACCCACUUGCUUUUGUAGUGUUUUCUGAUCCCCCCCCCCAUACACACUUCCUGGCAAUCCUGAGGUGCUGUCCCCUUUACAUUGUUUUGCACUCCUCCCAUGUGGUGACAGCUUUUGCCAGUGUCCCCUAAGCACUUUCAGAAAAAGGCUGGAUGUGGAGAGCUAGGGGGUGACGUGCAAGGAAUGAGCAGCGGGUUUUAUUUUCUGAAAACAGUGUGUGUCUCAGUUUUUCUCCAAAGAGUGAAAGGGACACAAGGCCACCAGCACUAAGGCUCUUAGUGUGUGUAGAUCCUUCAGAGCUAAGUU